This is a messenger RNA of Batrachochytrium dendrobatidis JAM81, 309 nucleotides long. RefSeq lists its product as uncharacterized. The record is from RefSeq and is a predicted model, not a curated record. Bases 1 to 309 code for a protein of 102 amino acids. The transcript has a single exon. NCBI's taxonomy places the organism in Eukaryota, Fungi, Chytridiomycota, Chytridiomycetes, Rhizophydiales.
AUGCAACAUACUCAGUUUCCGUGGUCACAACACUUUGAUUCCAAAUUACCAGUUGAUGUGAUGCUACACGGACAACAGGUUCGUCGUGUUCAACACUACAAAUACCUGGGUGUUGUGAUGCACGAACCACUGUAUCACACCAUAUGUUUGAACUAUAAUCAGGUUGCUGUCUCGAAUAGCAUGUUGGUUGUGUCCAGUUCUUGCAAACCACCAACUCACAAUCAACUUUCGGAUGCGAAUAUUCUUGGCAGUCAUUCUAUUAAUGAUCAUGUAUGCACUGGAUCUGAUUGGUGGUUGGUGAUGACUUGA